This is a messenger RNA of Micropterus dolomieu (smallmouth bass), 1126 nucleotides long. Its product is annotated as retinal Mueller cells isomerohydrolase-like. NCBI's taxonomy places the organism in Eukaryota, Metazoa, Chordata, Actinopteri, Centrarchiformes, Centrarchidae. Bases 1 to 477 code for a protein of 158 amino acids. The transcript is spliced from 6 exons. Gene Ontology annotation, biological process: zeaxanthin biosynthetic process; retinal metabolic process. Gene Ontology annotation, molecular function: beta-carotene 15,15'-dioxygenase activity; retinol isomerase activity; all-trans-retinyl-ester hydrolase, 11-cis retinol forming activity. The record is from RefSeq and is a predicted model, not a curated record.
AUGCAGCACGAAGAGCAGGGAAAGAAUCUGGUAUCUCUGCCCUACACUACAGCAACAGCUGUUCUUCACAGUGAUGGCACCAUCUGGCUGGAACCUGAAGUCCUCUUUUCUGGACCAAGACAGGCCUUUGAGUUUCCACAGAUUAACUACUCUCGGUGUCGUGGGAAGAAGUAUUCCUUCGCUUAUGGCCUGGGACUCAACCACUUCAUCCCUGACAGGAUAGUCAAGCUGAACGUACAGACCAAAGAGACCUGGGUGUGGCAGGAGGAAGACUGUUACCCAUCAGAGCCGGUGUUUGUACCAACACCCGAAGCUACAGAGGAGGAUGAUGGUGUGCUGCUGAGUAUCGUGGUGAAGCCCGGUGCAGACAGACCAGGUGUUCUGCUGGUGCUGGAUGCCAUGAAACUAACAGAGCUGGCCAGGGCGGAGGUCAACACCAUCAUCCCUGUGACACUCCACGGCAUGUACAAACCAUGACCCUGACCUUCAUCCCAACCCGGCCAAGACACAUCCUAAAGUGUUACACUGUGAGGCGGGGGAUUGGCUGGACUUCGGCAAGCCUGGUUGAUCCCGCCUCCCACCUCCGACGAUUCUGAUUGGAGCGGCACACCACCCCUUCUCCAAUCGCCAAGCUGCCUGCAGGACCGCCUUCGUGCCUUCCCCCUCAAAUAGGCUGGUCUGCUGCUGAUUCGGGGCAGCUACCUUUUGCCAUGUGGUUUGCCCUGACGCUGGUCCUAACCUUGAACUCUGUGUGUGCGUGUAUCCUCAGUGGAAACAGCUUCUGUGUUUGUGAGAUCUGUGUGUUACUGAGAGUUGGUAACUCACCUGGGCUAGUCUACAGACUUGGGCUAGGGGAAGCUCGUUCACUGAUUACCCACACCUGGUAGUUAAAUAUUUGUUUAGUGACACUAGGUUUAGGGGUGCUGCGCUCCCUGUGUUUUUCCACUUCUGAGCAACGGCUAGAGAGGUUUUUGUUUAUCUUUUUUCAAGUAGUUUAGUUCCCACGUAGGAGGGAUCUCUUUUUGUUAUAUUUGGUUCUUUGUUUUACGCAGCACCCACUUGCCCAUUUUCUGUUUGACUAUUUUGUGUGCAUCCGACUGCUUAAUAAAUAAUCUUUCCACCCAUA